CACAUGAAUAACAAUAAUAACAUUGCUGCUAUAUAAUAAUCGGUAAUCGCGUGUAUGUGUAUUCACAUGCACAGAAUAUAUAUUUGUGGAUAAACAAACUUCUAACAUCUCUGUCAUCACGUCCUCGUUCUACAUAUUCAUUUUUUCACAUUUUCCUUCGGUUUUUUCUUUCUUUUUUUAUUAUUUAUGCACGAGAUACUUUUUUCACCGUGUUGAGCAUCAACGCGCGUCAGUCGUGAUUUUCUUUUUUAAACGUGCAUUCACACGAUACACACAGCAUUAUAUAUAUAUAUACACACGCCUCAAACUCGUAUAUUAUAAUAUAUAAAAAAAAAAAUGACGGUGCGCUUUAAAAUUGUGAACGAAACAAUUGGAAAAUGGUUAUAGACCUGCCUCGUUAGCUCGUUAUUUUUAAUUAUUUAUUAUCACGCGUUCCGAUAGAGGUUAAAAAAGCCUCGUGCGCACAUGCAUUAACUUGGAUAUUUAUUAUUUGUUUGUGUACAUACGGAGAGUGAAUGAUAUCGACACAAGUUUCCAUGAUUAUUGCUAAUGUAAAUACGUGAUAAUUAGCGACUCGUAACGAAGGAAGCUUUUUCAUAGCUUUUUAUGGAACACACACACACACGCACAUUCACGCAACUUUAUCCAACAAAUAUCAUUGGUAUUUUGAAUCUUCAUGUCUAUAUAUAUAUAUAUUCGUUUAUCGUUUAUUAUUAUUGAAAAAUGAACUUUUAAAUGAAAGAGAUUAAAAUUCAAACCGAAACUCACUAAAGCAUUGAGCCCUUCGUAUCCGUUAAAAAUCCACAUCUAAAAGAAGAUAAAAAGAUAAUAAAAUAUGACGAAAAUAAUAACGCAUAAAUAAACAAACGACUAUAAAAGUUAUGUUUUUAGGUGAAAAUAAUUAGUUAUCGUGUGAAGUAUACUCGUUGGGGUAAAAUGCACUAUAAAUCGUCGCUUCGUUUUUUUUUGAUGUACGUAACGCUCACUGUUGUACUUUUCAUUUUCUUUCUCGAAUAUCUCGCUAAUCUUGUCUUAUUUCUCUCUCCAUUUCCCCUUUCUCUCUUUCUUUUUGUAUAUACUUUCCGGCCUUCUUUUCGUCUGUCGUUUCCUCCUCUUUUUUUCAAUUUGCAUCGCGUUGAAACGCAACGAAAAACUGCGCACUUACGAAUCUUUCGAGUUUCGUUAAAGUCUCAGUUUUUCGAGGUAAAACGAGGAUUUUCCAAAAAAAAAAAAAAAAAAAAAACAAUUCUCACGGAUAUUCGGUUUUAAAAACGAGUCCCGAUGCAACCUGAACUAUGCAAAUUCCAAUCUCGACUUUUCCCCAAUUUCCUCCUCUUCGUCCCUCCAUCUCUCUUCGUGUUUUUAAUACUUUUGAUUAAAAGUUAAUUAAUACCCAGUUGACUACAGCUCGAAACCGUUGGUGUGUGUGUGUUUACGUUUGUUCGGUAGGCAGCGAGGUUGCAAUUCGAGCUUAACCUACGAAAGGAAAUCUCGUCGUGGGGUGAAAAAACGUUUUAACGACUGUCGUAAAAGCAACAGCAAUGCAUUGUCGUCGCGGUAUUACAACGUCGAGCGGGAAGCCACUAUCAAACGGUGCAAGAGGAUCGUCUGAAAGUUUCAAUGAAAUAUUCGCAAACGUGUCAACGAGAAGGACCAUUAGCACGCCUCUUAGCUGUCAUCUCGAGACUCAACAACGGAAUACAAACUUGCCAUGUCCAAAAACGCCCCAGAAUCUUUACUGAGAACGGGGACGAGGUGUCUGGAGUAUCGACAAAUGCUCAAAACUUUAACCAGAGAUUCUUUCAUCUCGGAGCUGCUUGAAUUUAUCGGCGGAAAAUCUAUCGAGCGAAUCCUUAACUUGUGCAGCAGAGAUUAAUUACGAAUAUGAGGAAUAAUAAAUGAAAGAGAAAAAGUGUGAAAGAUGAUUGGAGAAUGAUGGAGGAGGAAAAGGAAUAAUUUAGAGGGUCGAUGCUCGCGACAACAGAGGCAAACGUCGUGGGAUGUAGUUGACGUUGCUCGUGUUUGGCGAGAAAGCGCGCGGACGUGCGAGAGCGAGGGAGGAAAAGCGCAACGAGCGGCUCAAGGAGGAACGAGUAGGAGGGAGACCGAGAAGGCUGUUGGGUCAACCCCGAAGGGGUUGAAAGAUCGUGAGUGCGUGGGCGAGAGUGUGAAUGCGUGUGUUACGGAGGAAAGUCCGUGAGACAAUCAGCAGAGCGAGAGAUCGAAAUAAAGAUCGAAGGGUGGAGAUAAAAGCGAAGGAAGAAAGAAGAGAAGAAGAAAGAGAAGAAAAAGGAGAAGGAGAGAGUGACGAGGAGGAAGGAUUCCGGAGGCGAAAUGAACGUAACACCGUUCGUACCGGUGGAAAGUUGCAACGGAUCGGACGAGUCAGCUGCCCCGGAUUACGCCACAUGGGAAAAAGUAGUGAUAUGCGGAUUCGCAAUAAUACUCAGUAUCGUCACCGUUAUCGGCAACUGUAUGGUCAUGAUAUCAUUCAAAAUCGACAAACAACUUCAGACAAUAUCGAAUCAUUUUCUCUUCAGUUUGGCUGUCGCUGAUUUCGCGAUUGGCUCCAUAUCGAUGCCGCUUUUUACGGUUUACACGAUACUCGGUUAUUGGCCAUUGGGAGCUCAUGUGUGCGACACUUGGCUCGCCCUUGAUUAUCUCGCGAGUAACGCCUCGGUGCUCAACCUGCUCAUCAUCAGUUUCGAUCGUUACUUCUCGGUCACCAGACCGCUCACUUAUCGAGCCAAGAGGUCUUCCAAAAAAGCUGGCGCCAUGAUCGCGUGCGCUUGGGGGAUUUCGCUACUUUUGUGGCCACCGUGGAUCUACGCGUGGCCCUAUAUCGAGGGCAAAAGAACGGUGCCCGAAAACCAAUGCUACAUUCAAUUCAUCGAGACGAAUCACUACAUUACGUUCGGCACUGCUAUCGCCGCGUUCUAUGUUCCGGCAUCCGUCAUGUGUUUUCUCUACUGGCGCAUAUGGCGAGAGACCGAAAAGCGCAAAAAAGAUCUCUGGAAUCUCCAGGCGAACAAACAGGAUGAAAGCAAACGCAGCAACUCCAGUCGCAGCGAAGAGGUCCUCGAAGUCGACGGGCCCCGACGUGGCCGAAGCGAAUCUAGCACCGGUGCAGACGAUGUUAAUUCUACUCAUCUUACAACGUCUUAUCUCGACAAACGUUAUUCAGAUUACAGAAGUCACAGACCGAUGUCGUGGGCCUCGUUGAAAAUGUGGUGCAUAGCGUGGUGGCACAGUGGUCGCGAGGACGACGAUGACGACGACGAAGCCGGGGGUACGGACAUCAGUAGUCGAACCGUUCAGGGCGGUGACGAAACGCUUACGCCUCUUUCCAUCGAAACACCGUUCACCAGCGAGCAACAACAGGACGCCAGCAGCAGGAGUCAAACGAGCGGAGAACUAGCUAUAAGAAAUAUUCCAACUGAUUCGAUAUACACAAUCGUGAUAAAAAUACCGGUGAGCGAGGCCCCGAGUAUACGGAUGUAUCACGAGGAUUUGACGAACGUGGAUAGCUCACUCCGGGACACGUCGCACACGACGGUGAUACGACGCCGUUCGGAGAUUCCUGACAUCAGGAUACCGCUCGACGCGAAGACUGUACAUGCGAAAAAUUCUCAAUCACUCGGGAAAAGCGGAACGGGCCUUACGAAGCCGCCACCGGUCCAAAAGAAACGUACGCAAGAGAAGAAAGCUGCAAAAAUGUUAUCAGCAAUAUUGGCAGCGUUCGUUAUAACUUGGACACCGUACAAUAUUCUCGUGUUGCUUAAACCCUUGACGAAGGCUUGCGUCGUUCAAAUACCCCAGGAACUGUGGUCAUUUUUUUACUAUCUUUGCUACAUCAACAGCACUAUCAAUCCGGUAUGUUACGCUCUGUGUAACGCAACCUUUCGAAGAACCUACGUAAGAAUUCUCAAGUGCAAGUGGCACAGUAGAAAUCGUGGGGCAAAUCCGCAGGGAUAUUGUCCGCAGUGAACUAAAUAAUCAGGGAUUCAAGACGUGGAAAACGUUUUGCAGGUUUUAAAUAACAAAAAAGAAUUAUAUCUUUGCCGAGCUCGCCGUACAAGAGUUUGUAAAUACUCGGGGUAGGUCGAAAUUUGUUAUUUCGGUCGUUCACCCACGCGUGCCAAACGCUGAACGGGUAUACUUGUAUACGCGUGAAACUCGGAAGAGUGGUAAGAAGAUAAAAUGGAAAAGAGAGAAUUCGCGUUAAGAGUGUCCGACUCAAUGUGGUCAUCUUUUUCUACAGUCACACUUUUAAGCCUCAUCUUCCCCUAACACCGUAGCCGUAAUACGAAAGAGUGGAAUGUACGCCCUUCGAAGAAUAGAGGGACGAGGGACAGUGAUGGUUUUAUUUUUUCGUUUUUUCUUUUUUCGAAUUUCACGAGAACGAAUUGCCUUGGUAAAACUGCACUUAUCGAGUGCGUUCUUUUGGAUACCGAAGCGCGUAUCCUUGCGAAACAAACGUCGAGAAGAGCGUGACAUGUGUGAGACUACUGCCAUAACACAAAAUUUAAAUAAACAUUCACGCAUCAAGUCGAAGAUUCAGCUCGAUAAAUUCGUCGUUCGGGAGUUUUAUGAUGAAGUUUAAACGAGGAGAAGAAAAAAAAAUGGAACGAAAUUGCUAUGAUAGAUAAAUAAUGUCAAAGGAAUUUGAAUAGAGAGAUGUUGAGGUUUUAUUGCCAAAAAAUGCUGUCGAGUAAGAUGAUUGAUGAAGGACGAAAAAUGCGUCUUGAAGGAGACGAGGAAUUUUAAUGUACAUUGUAAGCCCGUAGCGAGUGAUAUAAAAAAUUGUAAAUGAAUGUUUCUAAAUGUAAACAGACACACAAGUCGAAGAAGAAUUUUUGUGGCGGGGACGCGUCGAAGAGUUAUAUUACAAAUGAAUUUCAUUAGGAAUAUCGAUCGUCAGGUUACAAAUGUUUCAACGAGAAACUAAAAUAUUUGUAUGGGAAUAAUAAUGAUAGGCGCAAAGGAAGUGAAUGGACAAGAGGGAAAAAUACACAAAAUCGAUUGCUUCCGUAUACUGAAUGACAUUCUAAUAAUACGUGCCAAACAAAAGCUUUAAAAAACGAAAAAAAAUACAAAAACCAAGACAGGAAACAAAAUCUGAACUGGAGUGAAGGUGUGGCACGAAUACACUAAUUGGUUUAGAGAGCAAUACAAAGGAUAUUGAUGAUGAAUAUAAUAUGAAGCGUCAAGAAUUUUUAGUGCCGGUUUGUGGAGGAGAAUGCUUUAAGGGCUUUAACAAGCCCCAAAAAUCGAACGAAGUUACAUUUUAUCGAAGGACGAAAAAGUAAUAAUAAUCAUAACCCGAGGUAGCAAACGAAAAGGUUGUGUGGUAAAUUAAGUUGAUUUUGUGGACGAAUUUUGGAAAACGGAAUUUAAAAAACAAACGAACAACGAGCGAGCUGACUAAAUUUGUACUCGCUGAUAUUCGCACGUGUUCCUUCGGGGUCUUCUGUACGGGUACGAGUCUUCGUUACAAGAAAGAGAACUCGCAAUAACUCGAUCCUUGUAAAUGCCCGUUGUCGAUACCGUGAAUCGAGCAGCAUUGCGACCUGCUCCUGGAAAAAAUUCUCCGUAUUUGUAGCAUGAAAACAUAAAAGUAUUCCAUUAACGUAAUUUGAUCGAUCGAUCGAAAAAUUGAGCGAACGGAGAACUUUUUUGAAGCAGGAAUUAUCGCAAAAUGCGAACACGAGUGGAGCGUUUUUUUAGGAUUAUACUAAUAUGCGAGCGAAUGAUUGCCGCAUACAGAUGCAAACAUAAACAAAUUUACUAUUAUAAAGGGAAAAAAAAGAAAAAAAAACAAAUGAGGAGAAGGAGGACGAAGGAAAAAGGGAGGAACGUGCUCUCUUACGUUCCCCCGCCAAACAUUCCACGCACAAAAAAGACGCGCAUACUAAGUGACCGAACAAAUCACAGCUCGUCCCAUUUUCGUUCUUUCCAGUAUAUCCCCCCCUUCGUCAUCUUGGGAACGCUGCCCCACUCAGAGGGACGAAAAAACGGAUAAACGAAAUUGAAAGUUCGAAAGGACGACCGAGCGAGUGACCAACAGAAACAACAAUACACAACGUAUGACGUCGCGACUUUUUUUAAACGUAGUUAAUAUAUUGUAAACACCGAUGUACUCAGUCUAUGUUUAUAUACGUGUUUUAUAUUAAUGAAGAAAAACAAAAGCGAAGAGGAAAAAAAUUACGAGAUAAAAUGAAAACAAGACUUGGAACUCUGAGAGCGAAACGAUGAAUGAGGAAAUAAGUGAAAUUAAACGAGAGCAAGCGUGGCUAAAACUCGAAAGAGUAUUUUUUAUUUCUUUCGAACGAAUUUGUAAGAAACGGGGGUCGAAAGAAAUGUAAGUAUUUGUAGAGAGUCAAGGGAAGUUAGCGAGCAGAAAACGAUUGUUUAUCGGUGGGAAUUCGAGGCGAACAUUUUGCUGGGGAGAUGCUGACAUCGAGUACCCAAUUUAUCAAAUUUUAACUGUGUCGCAUUUAUAUCGCAGAUUUACACACAACACACACACACACACGCGCAUACACUCAUAUAAAUAUGUAUAUUUCGAGAGGUGACGAAAAAAAGGUGUAUUCGAAAAGUAAAAACCGAAGUCUGCAUAUUUUUCCUCCCCGAUUUUGAAAUAUGAUCGACAAGACGAUUGACACACUAAAACACACACGGUUUUUUACUCUAAUGUAAUUAAUGCAAGUUACGAAGAUGACGAUAAUAAAUGCUUUUUGACGAGUCAUCUCGUGAGAAACGAGAACAUUAUAGUUUAAUCUUUAACAUCACUCUUGUAUUAAUUUCCAUUCGAAGAGUGUGUAAAAUCGAAUUUUUUAAAUAUAUAUUUCAAAAUUUGAA
Venturia canescens is the source of this 6861-nucleotide messenger RNA. It is a transcript of the gene mAChR-A, whose product is annotated as muscarinic Acetylcholine Receptor, A-type. Bases 2335 to 3987 code for a protein of 550 amino acids. The transcript has 7 exons. Gene Ontology annotation, molecular function: G protein-coupled serotonin receptor activity; G protein-coupled acetylcholine receptor activity. Gene Ontology annotation, cellular component: synapse; dendrite; plasma membrane. The record is from RefSeq and is a predicted model, not a curated record. NCBI's taxonomy places the organism in Eukaryota, Metazoa, Arthropoda, Insecta, Hymenoptera, Ichneumonidae. Gene Ontology annotation, biological process: chemical synaptic transmission; G protein-coupled receptor signaling pathway, coupled to cyclic nucleotide second messenger; adenylate cyclase-inhibiting G protein-coupled acetylcholine receptor signaling pathway.